Synchiropus splendidus (mandarinfish) is the source of this 858-nucleotide messenger RNA. RefSeq names its product ferritin, liver middle subunit. Gene Ontology annotation, cellular component: cytoplasm. Gene Ontology annotation, molecular function: ferrous iron binding; ferric iron binding. The record is from RefSeq and is a predicted model, not a curated record. The coding region runs from base 177 to 707 and encodes 176 amino acids. The transcript is spliced from 4 exons. Gene Ontology annotation, biological process: iron ion transport; intracellular iron ion homeostasis. Lineage: Eukaryota; Metazoa; Chordata; Actinopteri; Syngnathiformes; Callionymidae.
GACUCUGCUCGUCUCUGCAGGAAGACAGAAGAGGAGUUCUUGCUUCAACAGUGAUUGAACGGAACUUCUUUUUUUCUCCGACCGAGACACUUACAUUCCUCGUCUGUUUAACACCUAGAAAUUUAUAUUUUUGUACCGCAUUUGUUAAGAAAGCGACGCUAAAAAAGCCAGCCAAGAUGGAGUCUCAAGUGCGCCAGAACUACCACCGCGACUGCGAGGCCGCCGUCAACCGCAUGAUCAACAUGGAGAUGUUCGCGUCCUACACCUACACCUCCAUGGCCUACUAUUUCUCCCGUGAUGACGUGGCGCUCCCAGGCUUCGCCCACUUCUUCAAGGAGAACAGCGACGAGGAGCGGGAGCACGCUCAGAAGCUGCUGUCCUUCCAGAACAAGCGAGGCGGGCGCAUCUUCCUCCAGGAUGUCAAGAAACCGGAGCGCGACGAGUGGGGCAGCGGGCUGGAGGCCAUGCAGUGCGCUCUGCAGCUGGAGAAGACCGUCAACCAGGCUCUGCUGGACCUGCACAAGCUGGCUUCGGACCACACCGACCCGCACAUGUGCGACUUCCUGGAGAGCCACUACCUGAACGAGCAGGUGGAGGCCAUCAAGAAGCUGGGCGACUACAUCACCAACCUGACUCGCAUGGACGCCCACAACAACAAGAUGGCAGAGUACCUGUUCGACAAGCACACCCUGGGCGGCAAGAGCUAAAGGAGCCCAGUGCCACGCUGGCAUGCUGCGCCAUCCAAGUCCAGUCUGCUUUGUUGACAAGUCUUGUCCAUGUGACCGCUGCGGCUUGUUCACCGCCUUGUCUGACCAAAGUACAUUGUGAUCUUGAGCAGAAUAAAAGUUUUGAGCUGGA